Molecule: messenger RNA, 1419 nt
Organism: Letharia columbiana
Lineage: Eukaryota; Fungi; Ascomycota; Lecanoromycetes; Lecanorales; Parmeliaceae
Exons: 18
Coding region: 1-1419 (472 amino acids)
Biological process (GO): 5-phosphoribose 1-diphosphate biosynthetic process; purine nucleotide biosynthetic process
Cellular component (GO): cytoplasm; ribose phosphate diphosphokinase complex
Molecular function (GO): ribose phosphate diphosphokinase activity; magnesium ion binding
Source: RefSeq, a predicted model, not a curated record
AUGGUCCGCAACCUCGUCGUACUGGGGGGCAGCUCCCACCCGUCGCUCACAGAAACCAUUUGUGACCACCUUGGCCUUCCGCCUGGCAACGUACUUCUCAGCAAAUUCAGCGUUGGCGAAACUAGAGUCGAGAUCAAGGAGAGUGUUAGGGGCAAAGACGUUUAUAUAAUCCAAUCAGGAUCAGACAAGGUGAAUGACAACCUCAUGGAGUUGCUCAUAACCUUAUCAGCUUGCAAAACUGCAUCCGCGCGAAAGGUUACUGCAGUUCUGCCGCUCUUUCCUUAUUCGAGACAAAGCGACAUCCCGUACUCAAAGAGCGGCGCGCCAUUGUCAAAGGCGUCGAAUUGUUACAACAAGCCGAACUUUGCCUACUCGUUUGAAAGCACACCAUCAACGCCCCAUCCAGACCUACUCCCGACAGCGGGAUUGGACGGUGUAGACGGGUUGAAUAAGGAUCUGAAUAAGUGGCAGCUGGACAACGCUCGUUCUGCCAACCAUCAUCCUAAGCGUAGCAACACGAUGGACUCGACAAAAUCUGAUAUCUCUACCCGUCUCAACAUAUCGACUGAUGAUGCAAGCCAAUCUUCAAACUCCUCGAAGGAAACUUUUCAUGCACGGCCGGGCUAUACGGCUUGGGUCUCACAGGCAGUAAGUUUGGAGCCCACAUUUCCACCUCUGAGCAAAAAUAUGAGUCAACAGACAUACAAUGCUGACUCUCAAAACUUUAUCCAGGGGACUUUGGUUGCUGAUCUGCUCACGUGUGCCGGCGCCGAUCAUGUCAUCACCAUGGAUCUUCACGACCCUCAGUAUCAAGGUUUUUUCGACAUACCAGUGGACAAUUUGUAUGGACGGCCAAUCUUGAAACGCUAUAUCCAGACGAGCAUCCCAAAUUACCAACAGGCCGUCGUCGUCAGCCCUGAUGCUGGAGGUGCCAAGAGAGCCACUGCCAUUGCCGAUAGUUUGGGAAUGCCUUUCGCUUUAAUCCACAAGGAACGACGACCCACCAAAAUCACAGACCGCCAGAACGCGACCAUGAUGCUUGUUGGAGACGUUGCGAAUCGUACAGCAAUCCUCAUCGAUGAUCUAGCAGACACAUCAAAUACUAUCACGAGGGCUGCUAAGCUUUUGAAGAAAGAAGGCGCCAAGAAGGUCUAUGCCUUGAUCACGCAUGGAGUGCUGAGCGGAGAUGCCAUCGAGAGAAUCAACGCAUCUGCCUUGGACAGAGUCAUUGUGACCAACAGCGUACCCCAGGAGGAGCAUGAGAAGCUAUGCCCAAAGCUAGAGGUGCUCGAUGUGGGCCAUGUAUUCGCAGAGGUACCGUAUCUAGUCGUGACGCUAUGGCCGGAAUUAACGAACAUCCAGGCAAUCCGGAGAGUUCACCAUGGGGAGAGCAUCAGCGUGCUCUUCCAAUAUGAUUGA